AUGUCGCUUGCUCAAGGACGUCUCCAAGAGGAACGAAAGAACCGGCGAAAGGACCAUCCUUAUGGCUUUUUUGCACGCCCUGAACCAUCGGGAGAGGGCUCGUCCAACAUUAUGAAAUGGAACGCUGGUUUCCCAGGGAAGAAAGGCACAGAUUGGGAGGCUGGAGUGUACAAAGUUUCCAUGGACUUCAGCGCGGAAUAUCCAGCUAAGCCACCCAAGUGCAAAUUCGUGCCUCCACUAUUUCAUCCCAAUGUGUAUCCAUCGGGAAUGAUUUGUCUGAGCAUUCUCAAUGACGGAGAAGAGGGGGAUUGGCGGCCUGCCAUUAGUAUCAAGCAGAUUCUGUUGGGAAUCCAAUAUCUGUUGGACAACCCUAACCCAGCCAGUCCAUCCCAAAGCGAGGCCAUCCAUCUUUACACAAAUGAUAAACCCGCGUACAAACAGCGAGUUCGGCCUGAGGCGGAGAAGAACAAGCUUUAA
Molecule: messenger RNA, 477 nt
Organism: Seminavis robusta
Lineage: Eukaryota; Bacillariophyta; Bacillariophyceae; Naviculales; Naviculaceae
Source: the annotation of a GenBank genome assembly